CGCCGUACGCCCUGUCUCACGUUGUUCAAGGCAGGCGCGUGGAGUGAUGCAAAGAUGGCGGAGCUGCAGAUGCUGCUGGAGGAGGAAAUUCCAGCGGGUCGCAGGGCGUUACUGGACAGUUACACCAACCUCGAAAGAGUCGCCGAAUACUGUGAAAGCAGCUACGUGCAGUCUCCAGACAAACACAUCGCUCUAGAGGAAACCAAGAACUACACAACUCAGUCCCUGGCCAGCGUGGCCUACUUGAUCAACACACUCGCCAACAAUGUGCUCCAAAUGCUUGAUAUCCAGGCGUCCCAGCUACGUCGCAUGGAGUCCUCCAUCAACCACAUCUCUCAGACAGUGGACAUCCAUAAAGAAAAGGUGGCAAGGCGGGAGAUCGGUAUCCUCACAACCAAUAAGAAUACCUUCCGCACCCAUAAAAUCAUUGCUCCAGCCAAUUCCGAGAGGCCGGUGCGGUACAUUCGCAAAUCUAUCGACUACAGUGUCAUGGAUGAUAUCGGCCAUGGUGUGAAGUGGUUGCUUAGAUUUAAGGUCAGUAACCAUAACGUGAAAAUGGGCGGCCUUCCUCGUACCACACCUCCCACACAGAAACCACCCAGCCCCCCAAUGCCAGGCAAGGGCACCGUAGGGAGGCACUCCCCCUACAGAACACUUGAACCUGUGCGUCCUCCUGUGGUACCUAAUGACUAUGUCCAAAGCCCCACGCGCAAUAUGGUGCCCAUGCAGCUGCAAAGUCCUGUGCGCACUGCGUCGGUUAAUCAGAGGAAUCGUACUUACAGCAGCGGAAGCAGUGGCGGCAGUCACCCCAGCAGCAGUCGAAGCAGCAGUCGUGAAAACAGCGGCAGUGGCAGUGUAGGCGUUCCCAUCGCUGUACCCACACCUUCUCCACCCAGCACCUUUCCAGCUGCUGUUUCUGGUCUCUCCAGUGCACCCUUAGCUCCAACUAACUCCACCCAGCCCUCUGUCACUUCCUCUAGUUUAACCCCCACCCAACCCUCACUCAGCCCCACUGUUGUCCCUGAGUCUCUCCCCACUCACCCCGACACCACUGAAAGUUCUCCAGUCCCAGCUAAGGGCCGUCAACCCUCUCAACCACCCUUCACUUCAGCUGCAACUAGUGCUACAACCAACCCUGAAACCGGUGGUCCUCAGUUCUACAGCAUGAACAGGCCCGUCCCCAGACAGAUCACACCCACAGUGGGUGGGUCUCUGCCAUAUCGCCGGCCACCCUCAAUCACGGGCCAGGCUUCCAUGCCCCCCAGCCAGCAAAACGGAGGACCCUAUUACAGUCAGAACCAAGCCUCAGUUGCCCCCCCUCCCCCAUCCAUCCUGCAGAUCACACCCCAGCUUCCACUGACGGGUUUUGUGGCUCGUGUUCAGGAAACCAUUUCAGAUUCACCUCCCCCACCUCCCCCUGUAGAAGAGCCUGUAUCUGAGGAGACGCAGAAUCAUCCUCCUCCAGUGGAGUAUGAGGAAGGGGAGUCUGCUGUGGUAGAGUACAGUGACCCGUACGCUGAAGAAGACCCACCCUGGGCGCCACAAACCUACCUGGAGAAAGUGGUGGCAAUCUACGAUUACAUUCAAGACAAGGAAGAUGAGUUGUCUUUCCAGGAAGGGGCCAUCAUCUACGUCAUUAAGAAGAACGAUGAUGGCUGGUUUGAAGGCGUGAUGAACAGCAAUACAGGACUCUUCCCUGGAAACUACGUCGAGUCCAUCAUGCACUACACAGAGUGAGAAUGUCCUCUGCCCUAACCCCUCAACACCAGCGCUAAUCUUACCAGGUGUAGAAGUGCAUGAAUACAAACAACCAUGCUAAUAACCAGGCUGUGUUCAGAGACGAGUGGUGUGACUGUGGGAAGAGAACACUUUACUGUUAUGAAGCUGAACAUUCAAACUUAACAGCCUGAAGGUUUUACAACAAGGACAUUGAGAACUCACACUACUAGAUAAAGUGUGUGUGUGUGUGUGUGUGAUAUAUAUAUAUAUAUAUAUAUAUAUGUGUAUAUAUAUAUAUGUAACAAUAAAAACCAUUAAUGAGUUUACUGUUAUUUCAAAUGAAGGUAGAAUUGGAGUAGGUACCAUUGAUAUCUCUUUAUUUUCUUCUAGUUUAUAACCUUUGCUCAUUCCACAUUGCAGUGUUUUGGGAGGCAGAACUCGGGCUGACUGAAAUGGAUUAUUUUUAUUUUUUUGGAUUAACCUGAGGUUGGUUCAUGGUGUGUUUUACAGUGAGGUGUUGUACAAAAAGGGAAUUAAUUACAAUAAUAUUGUACUUGAAGCUUUGAGCCUUCAUGAGGAACAGAGAAAGUGUGGAAUUGAUUAGACUGAAUAUUGAGAAGUUGUUUUCUGUUUAUUCCAUGUUGUGACAACUUUUUUUUUUAUUUGUGUGUAAAGUCUAUGUAAAGUAUUGUCUGAUUUAUCUGGUAUCUUUGCUAUCUAAUCUAAUUCAUUUCAUUGGAAAGUUUAUAUUUGUAACUAAGACCAAAGUACAAAAAGUAAAUGUCUUGUCCGCAUUGGUACAGACUUAUUUGCACAAAUAUCUCCCCAUGGUUACUUUUACCAUGAAUGUAUUUAAUGCAAUUACAGUUUGAAUCCACUCUGCUGUUUAUAAAUGGUGAUAUGGUUUGUUAACUUCACCAAAUCGGUCAGCCCCAACACACAUGCAGUACUAGACAUACACUAUAUUGCCAAAAGUAUUCGCUCAUCUGCCUUUAGACGCAUAUGAAGUGACAUCCCAUUCUUAAUCCAUAGGGUUUAAUAUGAUGUCGGCCCACCCUUUGCAGCUAUAACAGCUUCAACUCUUCUGGGAAGGCUUUCCACAAGGUUUAGGAGUGUGUUUAUGGGAAUUUUUGACCAUUCUUCCAGAAGCGCAUUUGUGAGGUCAGACACUGAUGUUGGACGAGAAGGCCUGGCUCGCAGUCUUCGCUCUAAUUCAUCCCAAAGGUGCUCUAUCGGGUUGAGGUCAGGACUCUGUGUAGGCUAGUCAAGUUCUUCCACACCAAACUCGCUCAUCCAUGUCUUAUGGACCUUGCUUCGUGCACUGGUGCGCAGUCAUGUUGGAACAGGAAGGGGCCAUCCCCAAACUGUUCCCACAAAGUUGGGAGCAUGGAAUUGUCCAAAAUCUCUUGGUAUGCUGAAGCAUUCAGAGUUCCUUUCACUGGAACUAAGGGGCCAAGCCCAGCUCCUGAAAAACAACCCCACACCAUAAUCCCCCCUCCACCAAACUUCACAGUUGGCACAAUGCAGUCAGACAAGUACCGUUCUCCUGGCAACCGCCAAACCCAGACUCGUCCAUCAGAUUGCCAGAUGGAGAAGCGUGAUUCGUCACUCCAGAGAACGCGUCUCCACUGCUCUAGAGUCCAGUGGCGGCGUGCUUUACACCACUGCAUCCGACGCUUUGCAUUGCACUUGGUGAUGUAUGGCUUGGAUGCAGCUGCUCGGCCAUGGAAACCCAUUCCAUGAAGCUCUCUACGCACUGUUCUUGAGCUAAUCUAAAGGCCACAUGAACUUUGGAGGUCUGUAGCGAUUGACUCUGCAGAAAGUUGGCGACCUCUGCGCACUAUGCGCCUCAGCAUCCGCUGACCCCGCUCUGUCAUUUUACGUGUUCUACCACUUUGUGGCUGAGUUGCUGUCAUUCCCAAUCGCUUCCACUUUGUUAUAAUACCACUGACAGUUGACUGUGGAAUAUUUAGUAGCGAGGAAAUUUCACGACUGGACUUGUUGCACAGGUGGCAUCCUAUCACAGUACCACGCUGGAAUUCACUGAGCUCCUGAGAGCGGCCCAUUCUUUCACAAAUGUUUGUAGAAGCAGUCUGCAUGCCUAGGUGCUUCAUUUUAUACACCUGUGGCCAUGGAAGUGAUUGGAACACCUGAAUUCAAUUAUUUGGAUGGGUGAGUGAAUACUUUUGGCAAUAUAGUGUAUCUAAUAACCUCAUGAACUUUUUUUUUUUAACUUAAAUAUUGUGUUGUGAUGCUAACCAAAUGGCCAAUAUUGGUUAAUAUUUGCUGUGUGUAUGUAGUGCUACAUAGACUGCAUGCUUAAUAAAAAUAAACUAAUGUUUCAAUUAUGAAUUUUUUUUUUUUUUUUUUUUUUUUUCUCACCUUUUAUCUACAGGAUUCAAACAAUCUGAGAAAACCUGUAAAUAUCAGGAUUUUGAAAGUGAUUUUUAUGCCUGGAAAAGUCUUUAAAACAAUGUCAUAGCAUUGUUAUUUCUAGUCAAAAUAAGUUUUCCUCAUUUUGCUCUAAAAUAUUUCAUUUGCUACAAUAUUGCUCUUUGUGAGUGCUUAUGCAGAAUUAAACUUACUCGAUGGACAUGCUAGUUUGAGUGUCUUAUUGCAGACCUUUGUACUCUAAUAAGUAAAAUCUUUUGCAUAUUUCAAAAUAUUGCUACCUGACAUACAAAUGGAAAUCUGCCUAGCAAUCUAUGUAAAAUUAUUUCUUAAAAAUCCAUAUCCUUUUAAUUAUGAAGGACUGAAAAUAUCCUGUGGAAAAAUUCAUCAGUAAAAAAGUGUGGAAACCCUGUAUAUAAUUAGCUUCUCAUUACUCAUUUGUUGUUGAUGCCUGUUAAAUGGUUGGUUCACCCAAAAAUGAAAAUUCUCUCAUUUACUCACCCGCAGGCCAUCCCAGAUGUGUAUGACUUUACACAUUUUUAAAAGAAUAUCUCAGCUCUGUAGGUCCAUACAAUGCAAGUGAA
Myxocyprinus asiaticus (Chinese sucker) is the source of this 4694-nucleotide messenger RNA. RefSeq names its product abl-interactor 2a (gene abi2a). The transcript is spliced from 12 exons. Lineage: Eukaryota; Metazoa; Chordata; Actinopteri; Cypriniformes; Catostomidae. The coding region runs from base 55 to 1737 and encodes 560 amino acids. Gene Ontology annotation, cellular component: lamellipodium. The record is from RefSeq and is a predicted model, not a curated record. Gene Ontology annotation, molecular function: SH3 domain binding.